Molecule: messenger RNA, 855 nt
Organism: Camellia sinensis
Lineage: Eukaryota; Viridiplantae; Streptophyta; Magnoliopsida; Ericales; Theaceae
Source: RefSeq, a predicted model, not a curated record
AGACAAUUCACCACAAAUCACUUCCUCCUGUUAAGGACAAGAUAACUCACUUCAGCCAUCGCCAUGACCUGCAUCGAUACGAGGUGCAGAAACGAGACAAAAUCAAUUGCAACAUAUGUGAGGCAGAAAUUCUAGACAAGGCUUGGAGCUGUGAAAGUUGUAAAUUCUUCAUUCACAAGUCAUGUGAAAGCAUCCCACAAAAGAUCAAACACAAAUCCCACCUUCGCGACACGCUCAUCCUCCGAUCUUCCACCAAUUAUGCAUGUGGAGAGUUCAUUUGUGACGCUUGUUGUGACUCUGACAAGGGCUUUCACUACCACUGCUCUCCAUGCAAGUUCGACAUCCAUGUUGCCUGUGCCGGCUUGCCCUCUGCCGUGAACCAUCCAAUGCACAAAAAUCCGCUUAUCCUUUGCUAUGAUUUCCCCGUCCGUAGUUCUGAAACUGUCAAGUGUAAAGUUUGUGAACUGAAGAUCAAUAAGAAAGGGUGGGCAUACUAUAACGACGAUUCCAAGUUUAUUGCUCAUAUAUAUUGUGCAGUCAAUAAGAAAAAGAAAGAUUCAAUUCUCGCGAUCCAGAAACGCUUACAAUCUCUUCAAAUGAAAUAAGCAGCCAAGAAGCCAACCCUUCGCCAUUUAAGCAAUCUAUUAGGUUAUGUUAAUCUAUGUUUUUUAUUAAGUGCUAUGUUGUUAUUGUUGUGUUGUGUUGUGUUUCGGAAUAAUGAUCUUCGUGUCAACAUUGCUGCAUUUGUAAUUCUCUUGAUUUGUUAUGUUCGAGCACUUCAAUUACUAAAUAAUGCUCAUGUUAUGAUGUUCUUCUAUUCCAAUCUUUGUGUAUUGUGUACUUUGCAUUCCAUAA